Symbiodinium sp. CCMP2456 is the source of this 1806-nucleotide messenger RNA. The record is from the annotation of a GenBank genome assembly. NCBI's taxonomy places the organism in Eukaryota, Dinophyceae, Suessiales, Symbiodiniaceae.
AUGGCUCGCGGCAUUCUGACGGGCCUGGUGCUGUCGCUCCAGCUUGUUGCUGGCAAUGCUAUCGGCGCACCGCUGACAGAAUGGCAAAAACAGGUCUUCAGUGAGGUGGAGAAGAGUGCAGCCGAGCAGUCGAAAGCCGCAGAGCCAGAGCUCUUGGCUUUCUUCGAUUCAAAGGACUUCCGUGCGAACCUUUCCUCCUGCUGCCCAUCCGUAGCAAAACUUCCAGCCGCAGAGCUAUUGGACAGACUCUCCAAGCAGAUUCAGGUGGCCGAACUUGCAUCGGGUUUCCCUGCAGACCAAGAUCCUACGAAGAUGUUUCCGGAUUCUGCAGGAAUGUCUAUCGGCUUUGGCAUGAACGGCACCUUCUUCUUGAAUGACUGGCAAGCCAUUUUGCUACACUCCACGGAUCCAGAGGAAGUCUGGCAUGGUCUUGAAGCCACAUACGUAGCUUUUCGUGUCAACUCCUCCGGAAAAACCGUAACUCAAGAGCAGUGGUUCGGCGGAUGUACCGGCAACAAGACUCAGCCCAUGGAGAUGCUACUCUCUACGUGCUAUGAGCAGCCCUAUUCCCCGGGCAUGAGCAUGAUCGUGCGCUACGACUAUGACUCCGAGUCAGGUAAUGUGAAUUCUACCAUGUGGAUGGCUGAGAACAGCUCUGGUGUCUCUGGUGGCUGGAAGAGAUCUCUGGCGGCCACUAGCGAACCGAAGAAAGUCGAUUGUCCGCCGCAAGAGGCCGUGUUUAACACAGAGGUGUAUGUGGCAGAUGGCCACUGCCACACUUACACCAUGCAGAACAACUCUGAGCAAUUCGGGGCCCAGGAUCAUGCAGAGACCUUCGCGUAUGGCAUGAAGCCAUUUCAGGUCCGUGGGGCACCAUCAACCCUCAUGGAAGCUGGCGAGCGUCCGGUCUAUUCCAUGGUCAACUUGGACUUGAUUGACAUGGGAAGUCCCAUCUAUGGUGACGUCUCAGCCGUUUUUGCGCAGAAGUACAUCUUGAACAGCACACUGUUAUCUCCAACCGACACUGGCUUGUAUGAGAUGGGCUGCCUUGACAAGUCGGUCGUCCCCGUGCAAGUUGCAUACAACUGCAGUGCCCUCAGAGGCUUCCAGCAGCUGGGUACACUCCAGCACAACAAGCACCUUUGGUUGGUCAACAAGAACUUCUGGGGUGGUCUUGGUCUCCUCUAUACCGCCUUCCAGAGGAUGGAGGCUCCUUGGGGUCAUCAUGGCGUGGCAACCGGAUCGUUCCUGAACUACUUCGAAGGUGCUCUCCUUGGCCAAUUGCAGUACCCGGCGGCAAUUCGCUUUCUCAUCGGUGCUUUUCCAGCCCUCUUCGGCACCGACAUGGGAGUCAAGUUGCAAGCCUGGGCAAGGAGCCGUGGUUGGGUCUUGAUUUGGGCGCUAGGCCCGAAUGACAAGAUUGUUCCGGGACAAACUUCCGACUUCAAUUUUGCGCUGCUGGAAGGGCACUCGUCUUUCGCGGUCAACAAGCGCAUGAUUGAUCCCCUUGUCCUUUCGGAGACGACGGCGGCGGCAAGCUUGCCAUUGGGCUCCGAUGUAACCGACAAGUUCAAGCAGAUGUGGGCAGAGGUUGCCAACGUGCGGAACACAACGAACCUGACCAACGUGACCAUAGCGGAGAAAUGGAACGACACUGCCACGCUUCUUCCACAGCUUCCUGUUCGUCCUCUAAUGGGAGGCGACUGCGAGGUGCAGCUAGUGAACGCCGAAUGCAUUGGAAUGACUUUGCAGGGAAGCUGCGUGUGCUACGCCAGCACGGAGGUCGUUAGCCUUGUUGUGGUGUGA